Messenger RNA from Plenodomus lingam JN3, 1245 nucleotides. The record is from RefSeq and is a predicted model, not a curated record. Lineage: Eukaryota; Fungi; Ascomycota; Dothideomycetes; Pleosporales; Leptosphaeriaceae.
AUGCGGUCUCUACUCUUCCUCGCCACCAUCUUGCUCUUACUUUGUAUUGUUACAGCUCAAUGGGACGAAGAGCCAUGCGAAGACUCAGAGAACGAUGACCCAGAAUGCCCAGGAGAACCGGACGACGACCCACCAUGGCCAACACCCACCAGCGACCCCGAUCCAGAAGAGACAAGUCCUCCCGAUCCACCUGUGCCUAAACCAACUGGGAUAGGUACAUUCUACAAUGUAACCAUCUACCAGCCCGACAAUUCUGCCCAUCUUCUGACAUCGCCGCGUACGGAGUACCUAACCAACAAUACCAUGCUUGCUGCGUGGAACGAUGCAGCGUCGACCAAUGACACACUCUUAGUCUAUCGAUCGAGCAAUCAUGGCUUCACGUGGCAUCCUCAAGGCGGUGUAAGAUCUACUGUUGCUGGGAGAAGGUUGCUUGAGCCACAUUUAUUGUUCAUUGAAGACUUGUGGAGCGGGAACACAAACGUCACGCUCCUUGCUGUGAAUGCCGUUGAUGUCACAAGCACCAAUAUAGAGUUAUACGCAAGCUACGACCAGGGCGAGACAUUUGAAUUUGUACACCGCAUUGCAGAAGGUGGGCCCAUUAUCUCCGUGGGCGGUGCGGCUGUCGUAGAACCCUUCAUGCUGUAUCAUGAUAAGCGACUUACUGUCUAUUUUUCAGACCAACGCGAUGGCCAACAUGCACAGAAAGUCGUACAACUAUCGACGGAAGACAUGUGGACUACCUGGGGAACAGCGACGGAUGUUACAAGCUCAGCAGCUCUGUCAGAUAUCUUAGGAUCUUUGAGCGCGGCGGAGGUGCGUGGACUUCCAAAUAACCAAUAUCUCUUAGUAGUUGAGUCAAUGAGAAAUGGUACCAGUCAGGUUCAGUAUGGGAUCACUGAAAAUCCAGAGAAUUCAGGCAUAGGACCAUUCAGCGAAGUGCGCACAGCUACCGGGCCGCAACCUAGAGGGGCAUCCUACGUAACCUGGUCGCCGCUCGGCGGCUCAAAUGGAACCAUCGUCUUGUCGGAUUCGACGUCGAGCUCUGUAUUCAUCAACCAAGCUCUUGGUGCUGGGCAUUGGAGAGAAAUCAAAGUCAAGGCUGGUAGGGCAUAUGGGCGGGAAGUGCGCUCAGUACCAAAGGAUAAGACACGAUUGAGCAUCGCCGGAGGAUCAGCCGGACUUUUGAAGGCUGCGGACGUUCUUCUGUCUAUUAUCGAUUUGGAGAAAGCGAUUGCUACAUUGUAA